GCUAAAUGAUGAUACAUCUUUUAUUAGUAAUUCGAUUCAAUCUCAAGGGAAACAAAAAAUUGUUGCGUAGAUUUUUAAAACUGACGUUAGUAGGAUUAGAUAUUGAGAAUGGACGGUGACUUAUGAAACUUUAUGUUUACUCACUCUGGCCAGGGACAAUUAUUAAUGAACGCAAAUAUUUUUCAAAUCUAUAGCAAAUCUGGAAUUGAGAAAUCGUUUGUUUUGAUGGAUAAAAGCAAACGAAGACGAGAGGAAUCUUUACUUGUUGAAUAAAAUUAAAAGAAAGCGAUGAAAUAUUAUGGAAAUUGUUCUUCUUGAUAAUCACUAUCGCUGGCAAUUUGUUUCGCAGGAUUUCAUACUCAUUAUCCAAUUAAUUAAACGUGGGUGUUGAUAAUUUUUUUAAAAGAAUUCCUUAUUUUUGUAAUGUUACGACCUCAUUUUGUGUUCCUCUUCAGAGUCGUGAACUUUAAUAAGGAUAAUAAUUUGAAAUAUGUUGGAUAACAAGUGAUAUAUACAAAAUUACAAACCUUACUAAUUAACGUUGAUUUAUCAGGCACAGAAUUGAUUGGCGUUAACGUUACCGAAAAACGAAUGAAUCUUUGCCAUUGUCAGUUUUUUCCACCGACAUAGUCACAGCUGAUAGGAGGAACGUUAUCGCGACGGCUGGAUGAACUUCACUUCCUCGAUCUUUUUUUUUUUCUCCUUGAUUGUCACUAAAUCAAGAAAUAUGUUUGCAAUGAGAUAGCAGCACGAUUAAAGUCCAGGCAAAGUAACUUCGCUUAAGAAGAUGUUGUGGACGCGUGACCAAAGAAAACAAAAGUUAACAAAAGAAGACAAUUCGAGCAAACACUUUGAUGGUACAAUCGAAAGUGACACGCAAAUUCUGCCGCUUGAUCGUUGUUUCUUCCGGUUAAAAUUCGUAUCGAAUCGUUUUUACUUGACCCUUGAAUAAGGAAGACGGGUCAAACAUGACCUAUACCCAUACAAAAACCAUAGUAUGAAAAAUGUCACACGAAAAAAGAAGAAAUAAAUCAAUGCAGAAUUUGUAAGCAUAGAAACUUUGAAUGUUAAUGCGCCUCUCUGUUAUUAGCCGAAGAAUAAUAUUAUAUUUUUCCUGAAUCAUUAUGAAUACAUUAGGUGAAACGAAAGAUAAUUUGCAUGUGUUUUUGGUGGAAAAUAACGAUUGAUACAACGCGUCAAUUUUCAUUCGCAACUUCAGCAUUUUAUGAAUUAAUCUCUGACUCGCAACUCUGAUUAACGUUAAUUCAUUUUCGAACACAAUAUUACGUGAAUAAGACCAUUUAUAAGCGGUGUAUUCAGUCGAUAAUAUAUAUACUGAAUUUGCAAAUGAAUACGAGUUAUCAUCUACUUUUUUUUUACCAUUCAUCGUCUACUUCCGCUUGAAACUCGAGUGAACCAUAAGCGUAUUCAUCUCAUUUGCUUAGCGUUUUGUUAUGAAUAAAUCAUGAAGAUUUGUUUCUUUUCCAUUCAUCUUCAAUUUUACUAAGAAAUUCGUAAACACUUUUUAAUCUGUACUUUGUAAGGGAAAAAAGCGAAAUUGAAAUAUUAUGCGUGUAUUGUAUUUACAGAUUCCCGGUUGUGUAAAUUCUAAUUGAAAUUAUACUUCAAAUUCAAUUGUAAUUCAAAUACGGUUCGGUUUUGUCAUAUUAGAACUGUAGGUGCGUCACGAGUCAGACUCGUUAAAAUAUGGCAAGGGGUUAAAGAUACCAUAGAUCCGUCCGCAGAGUCGGCGACGCACGGACCGUAGGCUCUAUACAUAUGUGAUACAAACAGGAGGUUUCUUUUUACUCUUUAGCUUCGUAGAUAACUUUGAAAGUAUCGCCAUAAGCAGUAAUAGCUAACACCAUCUAUCAGUAAAUCGAUGAAGACAUACUUAGAGUUCUAAGAUCGGUAACAUUGACACCUGAAUACCGAUAGAAUAUCGACGAGCAAAAUUGAUCUUACUUCUAACUAUGGAAGUUAUGGAACAUAUUUGUAGAUAGCGUUGCAAGCUUGUGCAGCAACUUGUGUAUCCUAACUGUGUGAUCCCAUAAGCCUUUCGUUGUGUGGGUUUGCGCACUGCUUGAUAGAAAGAGUAAGAGGAAAAAGGAAAAAUCAUUCUGUGAUAUUUGUUUCUCCCGUGUGACGCCGUAUUCGCGGCAUUUAUCUGCAUUUGACGUUGUUCGUUCCUUUCGUCGACAGAGAAGUCGAUUAAAAAGAGCUAACAGAAGGGCGUUGUGGCCCAAACCGUUUUUCUUUUCGAAAAGGUAUAGUAUUUUUCCACGAACUGGCCGAGAAUUUCGUCAACGACACAAUGCCGGAGGACCAAGUGAAGUCUCCGAUCGACGGUAUUUUACCGUUCUUACAAAGCAUUGAAUGGAAGGAUCCAUGGCUGGCAUUGUUAUUGACUUUUCAUAUUGCUGUUACAACCACCGCAUUGAUGACAAGGAACCAUGCCAAUUUUCAGAUUAUACUAUUUCUAGCUCUAUUACUCUUGGUAUACUUUUCUGAAAGCAUCAAUGAAGUAGCUGCAUCUAAUUGGAGGUUGUUUUCAAGACAGCAGUAUUUUGAUUCUAAUGGUCUCUUUAUAUCUGUAGUAUUUUCUGUACCUAUUUUGAUGAACUGUAUGAUAAUGGUAGCUAGUUGGCUGUAUCAAUCUAGUCAAUUAAUGACUAGUUUGAAAAGGGCCCAAUUAAGGCAACAAGCAAGAAACCGGCAAUUAGAAGAUGAAUCCACAAAUGCAAAUGGUACUGUUGUAAGAGAAAAGCAGGAUUAAGCUUUCUAGUCAGAUGACAAGAAGUGGCAAAUUGAACCAUACGCGUGUACAUUACUAUCUUACAAGCAGUAGCUUGUUUUUUUCUACCACUAAUGCGGUGGUGUAUAAUGGAAUUAUAAAAUUCGGCAAUUAUUCAACAUAGCAUUUCUGAAAAAGCUACUGCCGACAUAGCGAUUGCUGUAAUUCAUAUUGAAGUUGACUAGUUAAACUGUCGGUAGAUUAUGUUUCCAAUUUUGUGCCGUGUAUAUUAUAUAAUUAGAACGUAAAUUUGAAAUUCUUUAAAUCGUGUCUUAUUUAUUAAGAAUUAAUAAUAUACUGGAAUAGAAAACGAGACACGUUAUUCGAAAAUCACGAAAAUUGAUGCGAGGAUAUUAUCUUAUAUUAAGGUACAUUCCGACAGUUUUCUUUUAAGUUGAAAUAUUCAUUACGAAUUCAAAGUGUUCUUAAAAUAUCACUAUUGUACUUAUUAUUGUAACAUCUACCGCUUAUUACAAAAGUUGAAAAACUACGGCAUAAUUAGGUAUUAAUCGCUCUUAGAGUUAUACGUAAGUAUAUAUGCAUGUAUGAAUGAUAGUAUGAAUGAACAUAUGGUAUUGGGUCAUUAAGUAUGAAACUUGACCUACUGGAAAUAAACUUUUUCAUUUCGUUGGCAAGUAAAAAUAAUUUAUUAUUAGUCAAAUUAAAAGAUAUUCGGGGAAAUUCAAAAUCUAAAAAUUUACAUUUCGACAUUUGUAAAAUUUCAUACUUAAUGAUCCAAUACGUAUUUUGGAAAAUAUUAUCUCAUGAAAGAAAUAUAUAUAUACAUUGUAAUCCACCUUCAAAUUGUGUGUCGUGUAAAUCAAUAGUUUCUUGCCGUCGUAACCUUUAAUAAUUAAUAAAUAUUCUUCUUUAAA
Messenger RNA from Osmia bicornis bicornis, 3669 nucleotides. RefSeq names its product transmembrane protein 18 (gene Tmem18). Lineage: Eukaryota; Metazoa; Arthropoda; Insecta; Hymenoptera; Megachilidae. Bases 2315 to 2776 code for a protein of 153 amino acids. Gene Ontology annotation, cellular component: nuclear membrane. The record is from RefSeq and is a predicted model, not a curated record. The transcript is spliced from 5 exons.